UCGGCGGCUCCCGGCGCGCUCCGGGAACACCCGGGCGGAGGAGGGCCGCGGGAGGACAGGCGGAACGCGGGCGCGCGGAACACGCGUCCAGCCGGGCCAUGAGCGCAGGAGCCGCGGUCGGGGCGGGACUUCCGGCGCGGGGCGGAAGUGGCGGCGGCGGCAAGUGGAGAAACUGGACCGGUGGUCGGAUGCUGGCGGCGCGGCACGUCGUGUGCGCCCUGUCCGGCGGGGUGGACAGCGCCGUAGCCGCGCUGCUGCUGAGGCGGAGAGGUUACCAAGUGACAGGGGUAUUUAUGAAGAACUGGGACUCUCUGGAUGAACAUGGAGUUUGCACUGCUGACCGAGACUGUGAAGAUGCUUACAAAGUUUGCCGAAUCUUAGAUAUCCCUUUUCAUCAAGUGUCCUAUGUGAAGGAGUAUUGGAAUGAUGUCUUCAGUGAUUUUUUAAAUGAGUAUGAAAAAGGAAGGACUCCUAACCCUGACAUAGUCUGCAAUAAGCAUAUCAAAUUCAGUUGCUUUUUUCGUUAUGCUAUGGAUAAUCUUGGAGCAGAUGCCAUUGCCACAGGUCACUAUGCAAGAACCUCGUUGGAAGAUGAAGAAGUCUUUCAGCAGAAGCACGUUAAGAGGCCAGAAGGGCUUUUCAGAAAUCGGUUUGAAGUCAGACAUGCGGUAAAACUUCUCCAAGCAGCUGACAACUUUAAAGACCAGACCUUCUUUCUCAGCCAGGUUUCCCAGGAUGCCCUGAGAAGAACUAUCUUCCCUCUGGGGGGAUUAACGAAAGAUUUCGUAAAGAAAAUAGCUGCUGAGAAUAGACUUCAUCAUGUGCUUCAGAAAAAGGAGAGCAUGGGCAUCUGUUUCGUUGGUAAAAGAAAGUUUGAACGUUUCAUUCUUCAGUAUUUGCCUCCUCGCCCUGGCAAGUUCAUUUCUAUAGAAGACAAUACUGUCCUGGGAACACAUAAAGGUUGGUUCCUGUAUACGCUGGGCCAGAAGGCUAAGAUCGCCGGCUUGAGUGAGCCCUGGUACGUGGUGGAGAAGGAUGGUGCCAAGGGCAACGUGUUCGUGGCUCCCCGGACAGACCAUCCAGCCCUGUACAGGGACUUGCUUCGCACCAGCCGUGUGCACUGGAUCACGGAGGAGCCGCCUGCCCAGCUGGUGCGGGACAAGAUGAUGGAGUGCCACUUCCGAUUCCGCCACCAGAUGGCACUAGUGCCCUGCGUGCUGACCCUCAAUCAGGAUGGCACCGUGUGGGUGACAGCUGUGAAGGCUGUGCGGGCGCUCACCCUGGGACAGUUUGCCGUGUUCUACCGAGGGGGUGAGUGCCUGGGCAGCGGGAAGAUCCUGCGGUUGGGACCGUCCGCCUACACACUACAGAAGGGCCAGAGCAAAGCCAGAGUGGCCACUGAGGUCCCAGGCGAUGACCCAGGCCUAUGUCCCUCUCCCUGAAGGAGGCUGAGCUGCUGGGAGGAGUUCAUGAGAACAGAGCUGAGGGCGGCGGCCAGUGGGCAGUCCAGGUGAUAGAAAGCCUUGUUUGCUGCUGUUGAGCCAGGAGAGGCCUGGCUGGAUUUCCCAUCCCAGGCCAGGCUGGUCAAGAGCCAUGAGAGCCCCAGGGAGGGCCCCGUCUUCUCCAGGUUGGAGCUCUGUCUGGCCACAAGCAUUUGUUGGCUGGUGGGCCUGUCUGAGUGUCCUAUCUAUAGAGUGCUCUUCCCACCAAGGGGACCUUGAAGGGGCUGUGUGGGCUACAGGGAUAAGACAGUGCUGAAUAAAAAGUCUGUCAGGGAUGUGGAGUCUAAAUGCUGCCUGCAGUAGGCCCCAGGAGAGCCCGGCUAGGCUGAGGUGGGGGCUCCAUGCCACUGACCCUUCUGCAAUGUGGACAGGCAGGGGGACCACAAGUGCCUCUCAUUCACUGGACCAGGGUCCCCAGUGCUCUGCCCGAGGAUUGGGGCCUCCAGGACACUGACCCCAGAGUAUCUGCCCUGGGCAAUGUGGACCCAUGUUCUUGGCUCCCUUUCUGUGGGCACUUUGGUUUUUUAAUUUUAUUUAUUUUUUUUGAGACAGAGUCUCACUAUGUCGCUCUUGGUAGAGUGCUGUGGUGUCCCAGAUCACAGCAACCUCAAACUCUUAGGCUUAAGCAAUUCUCCUGCCUCAGCCUCCCAAAUAGCGGGGACUAUAGGUGCCCACCCACAACACCUAGCAAUUUUUUAUUGCAGUUGUCAUUGUUUAGCUGGACUGGCUGGUUUUGAACCCACCAGCCUUAAUGUAGAUGGCUGGUGCCAUGCUACGGGUGCCGAGUCAAUUCUGUGGGCACUUUGUUGAUGCUUCAAGACAGGUGCCUGUGGGGACUAGAAGGUUCCAGGCCAGAGGCAGCAUGUUCAGCCCACACUGAGUACCAGCUGGUCAGGGAGUCAGACAUGGCCCUGUCCUAAUGUUGAGUGGGUUAGGGGAGGGCUGUUGAACAGAGUGCAGAAAUUUUGAGGACGUCUCUUCCCUGUUGUGGGUCCUCACCCUUGGCUCAGAAGCCACUGGGACUGAGGGUCAGAGCUUUUGGUGGUGGCAGGGUCACAGCCCUCCCUGGGACAGACCAGAGGGGACUGGGUUGAACAGGUAGCCACAGAGGUUUGGGCAAGGGUGGCAGUGGGGUGGUGGGGAGGAUCUAGGAAAGGCAGACAAAAAGGAGCAGAAGUCCAGGGAGGAGCUGGUGAAAAGGACAGCAGUGGGGCCGAGAUGGCCAGGAAAGCUGGGCACUGGCCAGGGGUCUUGCCCACACACCCUCAUACAUCAGGAUGGGGGUGGCCACUGAGCCCAGCAUUUGUCCUACUUGCUACCCAGGGUGGGAUUGGAGGGACAAGGAGGCCAAGGGCCCGUCUCUGACCAGGAUUAGACCACUCUCAGGGACUUCUGGGUCUGGUGUGGAGAGGCUGGGAGACCCGAGUCAGCUGGGAACAAGUGGCACAGCAGGGGUGGGGGCAAGGGGGCAGGAGGCUGAGGCCUGGGAGUUGCAGGACUGGAGGGACCCCCUGUGUGGACUGAGUGUGGAACUAGCAUGUGAAACACAGGCUGCAGUGGCGCUGUGGAAGGUUGUACCCACCGCCCGUGAGCGCGGUGGCGCUGGAGAAGGUUGUACCCACCGCCCGUGAGUGCAAUUGCGCCGCAGUGGCGCUGUGGAAGGUUGUACCCACCGCCCGUGAGUGCAAUUGCGCCGCAGUGGCGCUGUGGAAGGUUGUACCCACCGCCCGUGAGCGCGGUGGCGCUGGGGAAGGUUGUACCCACUGCCCGUGAGUGCAAUUGCGCCGCAGUGGCGCUGGGGAAGGUUGUACCUACCACCCAUAAGCGCAGUGGCGCUGGGGAAGGUUGUAACCACCGCCCAUGAGCGCAGUGGCGCUGGGGAAAGUUGUACCCACCGCCUGUGAGGUCGGUAAACCAGUGGGAGAGGCAGACGUGGAAGGAGAGAUGCGGAUUACGCCCACUGUCUCCCUACCUGCAGCCUCCAAAGCCAUGCUCAGGGUGGCGGCUCGAGAUAGGGCAGCACAGUGAGAGAGCAGUGGCUUACUGCCUAUAGAGUGAAAUGUGAGGACGGGUCUCAGAUACCAGAGCAGGGGCUGCCCUGUUGUCCCUCUGGGCAGGAAGGGAGUACCUUAUCCUCUGUCACUGGUCACUGAAGAUCUCCCCAUUCCGGGGGUCAACCCCAGCCCCCGCCUGCCCUCUUCCGUAGCCCUCCCUGUCUCUUUGCUGUGCACUCUGCCUUCUGCCAAGGCCCUGCCCAGUGGGAAGUGUCCCGGGAGCAUAGCAGCCCCCACUGGGUGGGACCAGGAGGAGCCAGGAAAGGCCUGUGCAACCCAGGCCUGGAGGCAGGCCCAGUUCCACCUUGUAGACAAGUCCUAGCUGGUGGGGACCCUCAGAUCGGCUGAGCAUGGUGGCUGGGCUGAAAGGCCAUCUUUGCUCUGACAGCUCAAAGCUCAGCACAGACUCCUGGGCUCCUUUCCCCGACACACUGUGCUGGGAACUAAGGUCCCAUUGUGCUGUCCCAGGCUGACCCACCCAGGUCACAGAAAUAUGAGGAUGGAGUAGGGGUAGCUGGUCAGAAGUCAGUGUGGACCCCAGGCCAGCCAUAGGUGAGGCUACUCAGUGUAGCCCCCACUGGCUCUGCCGUCCCAGCAGCCUCAGAGCCUGUCUUUGGCCAGUGGAGGAAAAGAAGGGGGCACUUGGCCUCUGCUCCUCCAAUCCCCAGCAUACACCCAUGGCAGUGUCCCAACCAGCAAGUCUCCCCUCUGCCAUGUGUACAGCUAUCAGCCAUGUCCCUUCGAGGCCACCAGCCAACUAUGGAGAGCUCUUUGAGCAAUACUGCAGAACUUUAGUAGAAGCUGUCAGCCAGGGGGUUCCAUUAUGCCAAGUCUAAGCAUCACUUGGGUGGGGGCCAUCAGAUUCCACAGGCUGUAGCCCUUGGAUUCCUUCAUAAGACCUGGGCAGGCCAGAGGAGCAGGGCUGGGAAGUAGCCUCUUCUUUGCAGAGGCAUUCCCUCCACCCUUGGGCUCAGGCCCCAGCCACCAGCCAUGACUAAGAAUCAAGAGAGGGCAGCUGGGCACAGUGGCUCAGGCCUGUAGUCCCAGCAUUUAGAGGCUGAGGCAAGAGGGUUGCUUGAGGCCAGGAGUUUGAGACUAGCCUGAGGAAGAGCAGGAGAGACCCUGUCUGUCCCUGUCAGAGAAAAAAAAGUUAGCCGGGCAGGUGGUAGGCUCCUGUAGUUACAGCUACUUGGGAGGCUGAGGCAGGAGGAUCACUUGAGCUCAGGAGUCUGAGGCUGCAGUGAGCUGAGUGGAUACCACUGUGCUCUGCACUCUCGGCCCAGAGCAGAGCUGGAUGCCUGUCUGCACCUGCUCCCUGCUCGUGACAUAAAGGAGCUUGUGGUCCUCGAUAUCCUCUCCUCCCCAUGUUUCCAGAGCAAUCUCCAUGAGAUCCAUGGAUCCUAGGACAGCGCCCCUCUCCUCACAAUUGGGUGGCUCCUUCCCCAGGCCUGAGCCAGUUUCAGAUGCCCUCAGCUGCUCUCUGCCCACAGUCCCAGCUCCAACAUUGUCCGUGACUGGACUCCUUCCCUUGCCUGGUCACUCACUAUCUCCUUGGGGGGGUCUUAACAGGCCUGCCUCUGGGGAGGCUGAAGCUGGCACUGGAGAAGUGGCCCAGCCUCGCCUGGUGGUUUAGAUGUUCUGUAGCUUGGGUGCCGCUCACGCUGGUGUCUGUGCUCAGCCGUGAUCACGGGGGACGUGUUCUGCCCUUGUCUGCUCUUGGCAGUCCUCGGGAGGACGCCAGGCCCAGCUGGCCCGCGGCUUUCUCAGAUACUUGCUUCCUUGUUAGUCAUGGCUUUGGGGUUGAGAUAGGUCUGUCCCAUUCUGUUCACUACCAAUCACUCUGGAGGGCAAACGGGAGGGGUACGUGGGGGAGGAAGUAACGUGUAAAAACUGCCUUUGACUUUAGGGGUGUUCCAGGCUUUUCUUGUGCCUCUGUCAGAUUGGACCUGGGGGUGGCCCUAAUCUCUGGCACCAGGCCUCCAGAGGGGCCAGAGAAAAGGAAAGGAACACUGUGGGCUGAAGAGUGCUUGUUAUUUUUCUCUCUGCUCUACUUUUUCCGGAGGGGGAGAGGAUGCAGUUGGGCAGAUGUGUGGGGCAAGGCAGGUGGCUAGAAACCAGGUGAAAAACCUGGGAGAAACCUACCUUUCUGGACAGAGGAACCAAGAAAAGAGGCCCUAGGAGUUAAGAGUGAGUCAGAUCCCAGCAAGGGGGAAGCUGGGGAAGCAGCCCCCUAGGGCUCCCCAUGUGUCAGCACAAACCCUCACUUGGGUGCCACAGCUGACCAGAGACUGGGCCUGGCCAGCAGGUGGUGGGAACCUAACUGGGCUGCUUGGUGCUGAAACAAACAAAGUAACAUUUAAAACAGAGGCUUUUGAGGUGGGUGGAUUGCCCUGAGCUCACAGGUUUGAGACUAGCCUGAGCAAAAGUGAGACCCUGUCUCUAAAAAUAGCCGGGCGUUGUGGCGGGUACCUAUAGUCUCAGCCGCUUGGGAGGCUGAGGUAAAAUAAUUGCUUGAGCCCAAGAGUUUGAGGUUGCCGUGAGCUAUGAGGCUACAGCACUCUACUGGGAAGUGACAAAGUGAGACUGUCUCAAAAAUAGAUAAAUAAGUGAAAUGGAAGCUUUAAUACAGCCCAGGGAAUCACAGCAUCCAAAGUGACAUCUGAGGAUUCAAUGUGAAAUUACUCAGCAGAAUUUUCUGGCACAACACUCCUCCACCCCACUGUGCCUCCCAUGUGUGGUGGGUCACAUCCCAUCCAUGGUCCAGUCCCCAACUGCAGGGGGGGUCAGGGGAGAAGAACCUGCACAGCAGAAAUACAAAUUCAAAAAUCUUAAUUUAUUGUAGACGCUUCUCACUUGGGUGGUAAUUCCAGUGUUUUAACAUUAAUAAAUACACAUUUGUUAAAAACCUCCAGUGUGUAAUCUCUGUCAUAAAGUCUUAAGUAGUAAAAAUAGGUUUAUAUUUUUCCUGUCUUAGUAAAACUGACAAUUGUUUUUUGGUAACAGUUCUGAUCAAAUUAAAAACUCAAGGGCGAAAUCAGCUGCAGAACAGUAAGUGAUGAUGUGAAGGUGGGGUGCUCAAAGGCUUGGAAAUAGCAAAACCUCUUCAUCCUUGGGAAACAUCCAGUCAGUGGCAGACAUCUGAAGAGACCAUCAUUGUGUGUCUUCAGACGGCCACUCACCUGUUAAGGCACAUUUGUAAUUCAUUCAGAUCUGAGGACGUGGGUCCCAUUUCACCCCCUUAGACUGCGUCAAGAAUGCUUCUCUCCUGUGCAGGCGUCUGUGGACAAGGCUCACAUUUUUAUCUGAGUAAAACAAGACCGUAUGGAAAUCUUUCCGUUUUAUUUGAUCUCAUCUUAUUUUGUGGUUGCCCAUAUUUGGAAGCAGCUGUGUUGAUCAUUUAUUUGGGCACCUGAUCUGAAGAACAAAGGAAACAGUGGAAUCAAAUGUGUCUGAAGUUCUGGGCUCCACUCCACAGCCCUCUGGGCCUCGCUGCGCCAGCUGCCCACAAUGGGACAGUUAGAGCCAGUCCUUGGUAUGAGUUUCCAAAAACAGUUUGGUAACCAUUGAAAAGUAUGGCUGUGGCUUUGUCCCUCUUCACAAUUGGCCAUUUGAAGCAAAAUGAAGUAAUUGGUCAGACUCUGGGGGGUGGGACCCCCGCCUGCCUGGAGAUCCUUGGAGUCUCAGCGAGAAAAUUGGCAGGAAGGAAUGUGACAUCUUGGAAGACCUCAUGCCUCCAUCUGAAUUGGGAACUUGUGAACACGUCAAGAUCCCACCAGGGGCAAGAACACAGGGACAGAGGAAGUCCCCACCUGCAGCCCUGUGCUAUCUGGGAAGGGCUCCAGCGAGGGCGCCAGGCCCACAGUGGGGGCUGGCAGGGGGUGGAGGUGGCAGUCAGGAAAUGACUGGCUGUGAAACUAGUUGUGUGGUGACUGCUUUCCACACUGGCCUGCCCAAUCCCACACCUCCCUAUCUUGGACCUACCCCUCAGGGCAAACGCAUGCAACAGCAAACACGCUGGGUGUUUGGAAGACCCGCGGAGAUGCGCACGGGCCCCUAGCAGGAACUUUGUAUGACUCAGUUUUAACCUCACCACUAACGUACUUUCCACCUUUGUUCUGUCUGGACACCAGUUGUGUCCAUGCAUGCCAGAUUCAAGUACAACUGUGCAAGCUUCCUUACAUAAGAAAUAAGAGAUCAUGCCACGGAUCUCCCAGUAUCAACAAAAUAUACAUAGGUUUUCACCUGCUCAGAGUCCCCUACAAAUAUAUAAAAGUAUCUGCACCUUUUCAGCAUAGCAGUCUGCCUUAAGACAAGGGUGCCUUCACAAAGGGCUGUCCAGGCUGCUGGCCGUGUGCCCGUCCUACAGGGAGAUGCAUGCACGGCAGCCAGACCUCAGUCUUUGGUCUGUGCCCAGCAUCCAUGAACUGUGUGGUCUGCUCACAGAGAGGCCAGCAGUGCGGUUUUGGCUGUAUGCAGUCCAAGGACCAUGCCGGCCAGCUGAGCAGUCCACACGUCCCUCGCACCUAUGGGCUUUGGCACUUGUCACAGGGUCUGACUAACCCUGAGCCCCUGGGAGAUCUGAGGGCUGUCUGUCUGGACUGUCAGUUGUGGGGUGGCCACUGGGAGGACCUCCCAUACCCAGGCCCUGCUUCAGUCCAUGGGCAGUGGUCCCUCGGGCUCCAAGAUCCCAGGGCUGUACGACGCAGCACGCUGUAUAGCGGUGAUAGCUUGCCUCAUGGUUUCCUGAUGAUUCAAAUUGAAGUUUCGUUACUGCCUCUGCACGUGGGAAGAAGCCAUCGGGCAGGUGGAAGGUCAGUGAGGAGGGCAGCCAGGUGGAGUACAAGGUCACACAGGGGCAGAAUCCCCCCACUUAGGAAAAGAUGACACGGGGGCUCCAGGGAAGGCAAGCUUAGAUUGGAUGCAGCUGCCUUGUAAGGCAGGAUGGCCCCCAGUUCUGACACCUUCUCUGCAGCACACGGAGUAUCAAGAUUAGAAACGAACUCACUUUUUUUUGUUUUGAGAUCACACCCUGUCACCCCAGCUUGAGUAUAGUGGUGUCAUCAUAGCUUACUGCCUCUAACUCCUGUGCUCACGUGAUCCUCUUGCCUCAACCUCCCAGAGUGCUG
Nycticebus coucang (slow loris) is the source of this 8682-nucleotide messenger RNA. RefSeq names its product tRNA mitochondrial 2-thiouridylase (gene TRMU). Gene Ontology annotation, biological process: tRNA wobble position uridine thiolation. The transcript has 11 exons. Gene Ontology annotation, molecular function: sulfurtransferase activity. The coding region runs from base 99 to 1442 and encodes 447 amino acids. The record is from RefSeq and is a predicted model, not a curated record. Lineage: Eukaryota; Metazoa; Chordata; Mammalia; Primates; Lorisidae. Gene Ontology annotation, cellular component: mitochondrion.